Molecule: messenger RNA, 2754 nt
Organism: Maudiozyma saulgeensis
Lineage: Eukaryota; Fungi; Ascomycota; Saccharomycetes; Saccharomycetales; Saccharomycetaceae
Source: the annotation of a GenBank genome assembly
AUGUCUAACCAAGGAUGGAUCGCGGAAGCUUCGUCACUGGUAGAGUUAGCGACUCUGCUAGGGAACUGUAUGUCACCGGAGCACGAUGUAAGAAAUAACGCAAUGGAUUCAUUGAAGGUAUUUGAAUCGCAGCCGGAGUUUUUUAAUUACCUAUGUUACAUUCUAAUCGAAGGUGAAACUGAUACAACGCUGUUGCAGCGAUUUUCUCAGGUCGAUUUAGCUAAUUGUAGAGCUACAGCCGGUAUGUUAUUGAAGAAUUCCCUUAUGGACCCUUCAAAUAUUGCAACAAAGAAUAUCGAGUAUGUGAAGAGUAAUAUUGUGAAAGGAUUAGAGAAUGGAUCUAAUGCACUUGUCGGAAAUGUAACAGGUAUCGUAGUUACCGCAUUAUUUUCCAGUUAUUACAGGCAACAUAGGGAUGAUCCUACAGGUUGGAAUAUGUUAACUCAGUUAUUGGAGUUAUCAGCACGUGGCAGUGUCGAUGCAGCAAAAGCUUUAUCCAAAGUUGUAGAAGAUAACGCUACCUUAUUUCAAUUAGAUUGGACUAAUAAUCAAACCCAAUCCGGGCAGCCAAUCGAGAUUUUGGUUAUACAAUUUUUAUUAAUGAUAGAUGCACCACAAUUACCCUUCCAGGUGCGUGCAGAAUGUAUUAAAUCCAUAAAUUUUAUUAUAAAGUUACAAUCUCAGUAUUUUAUUGUUAAGAUAGAUGAAUUCCUGAAUAAAUUGUUUCAUUUGGCACAAACUGAGAGCCAUGAACCUAUUACAACCCAGAUUUGUAUUAGUUUUACUUUAUUAUUGGAAACCAGGCCGGAUAAACUAAUUGACCAUUUAGCAGGAAUUGUCCAAUUCAUGUUACAUGUGAUUGGUAAUGCUACAAACGAACAGGUGGCAGUUGAGGCAUGUGAAUUCUUACACACAUUUGUGACAGGUGCCCAUAUUCCCAAGCAUAUACUACAACCGUUUGUAGGAGAACUGGCACCUGUCUUACUUGCUAAGAUGGUGUACGAUAAAGAUUCAAUUACCAUAUUUGAAACACACAAUGAAGCUGAUGCCUUGGUUGAGGAUAAAGAUGAAGACAUCAGACCUAUGGCUCCUCGUAUAGUCAAAAAAGGCAAAAAUGGUACCCAGGCUGAUACUAGUGAUGACGAAGAGGAAGAUGAUGACGAUGAUGGUGACGGACAAGUAGAUUCUGGCUGGACAUUAAGAAAAUGCUCUGCAGCUACAUUGGAUUCUAUGACAAACGUUUUACCAAGAGAUGUUAUAGAAAUUGCUUUCCCUUUCUUAAGAGAACACCUUACCUCCGAAGAAUGGUAUGUCCGGGAAGCCACAAUUUUAGCAUUAGGUGCUAUGGCAGAAGGUGGCAUGAAGUAUUUUAAUGAUCAAUUACCUGCAUUAAUACCAUUUUUAGUAGAGCAAUUGAAAGAUACCUGGGCACCAGUACGGAAAAUUGUAUGUUGGACACUAAGUAGAUUUUCACCAUGGAUUUUGCAGGAUCAUACCGAAUUUUUGAUUCCUGUUCUUGAACCUAUUGUGGCUACAUUAUUAGAUAAUAAAAAAGAUGUCCAGGAAGCCGCCAUUAGUAGUGUAGCGGUAUUUAUCGAGAACUGUGAUACUGAAUUGAUAGAAACCUUACUUUACAAUGAUUUACUUCAGAGUUUUGACAAAUGCUUCACAUUAUACAAAAAGAAAAACCUAAUUAUACUGUAUGAUGCUGUGGGUCGUUUCGCAGAGAAAGUUGAGUUAGAUGAUAAGGGUAUGCAAAUAGUCUUACCGCAUUUAAUUUCAAAAUGGUCUGCUCUACCAGACAAUGAUAAGGAACUAUGGCCUUUACUAGAAUGCUUAUCGUGUGUCGCAUCAUCCUUAGGGGAAAGAUUUGCUCCAAUGGCACCCGAGGUCUAUUCGAGGGCCUAUAGAAUUCUUUGUCAUUGCGUAGAAAGCGAAUCCAAGUCCCAUAACGAUCCGACAAUAGUGGUACCGGAAAAGGAUUUCACAAUCACGUCACUUGACCUUAUUGAUGGGAUUGUUCAAGCACUCGGUGAGAAUGCUCAGCCAUUACUGAUACCUGGUCAGACGGAUAGAACGUUACUCCAAAUCAUGUUAGAGUGCUUACAGGAUCCGGUUCAUGAGGUUAGACAAAGUGUUUUUGCACUAUUAGGUGAUAUCGUGACGUUUUUUGAUACACAGGUACUAAGUGGUUAUUUAUCUCAGUUUCUUAAAUUCAUCGGUAUUGAAGCAAUGCAUAAUGAUGAUAUCGAAGGUAUACCUAGCGUGGUAAAUGCGGUAUGGGCUCUUGGUAUUAUCAGUGAACGCAUCGACUUAGCCCAGUAUAUCAUAGAUCUUUCUGGAAUUCUAUUGGACUUGUUUGUAACUACUUUACAGGAUGUUGACCUCGCUAUUUUAGAGAAUGUUGCCAUUACAAUUGGAAGGAUGGGUAUGACACACCCUGAGGUGUUCAACACAGGUAAGUUUGCUAAUGAUGCUGUUUGGACUAGUUGGUGCAACUUCGUGAACCCAGUAGAUUCUAUCGAAGAGAAGAGCAGUGCUUACCUAGGGUUCAUCAAAAUUACAGCCUUGAGCAGCACUGUGCAGAUGAGUAACACCACUUUACAUAAAAUAAUUGAAGGUCUAUCAAGAAACGUCGACACGUCAGUAUUCACCCAAGAAGUUGUAGACUUCCUGAUGUCUCGCCAACAACAACUAUCGCAAAUAUCAUUCAACGACCACGAGUUGCAUUUCCUUCAAUCUUUCGCCUCAUAA